This is a messenger RNA of Clupea harengus (Atlantic herring), 999 nucleotides long. RefSeq names its product proteasome 26S subunit, non-ATPase 9 (gene psmd9). NCBI's taxonomy places the organism in Eukaryota, Metazoa, Chordata, Actinopteri, Clupeiformes, Clupeidae. Gene Ontology annotation, biological process: proteasome regulatory particle assembly. The record is from RefSeq and is a predicted model, not a curated record. Gene Ontology annotation, cellular component: nucleus; cytoplasm. Gene Ontology annotation, molecular function: protein binding.
AAAUAGGACGACAGGGUGAAAAUGCAGUUGAUCCUGGUUUGUCCCCUUAGACUUCCCGUAGUGCUGUUUACAUCACUAGACAUGAAGAUGUCGGAGGAAUACAGGGAGAAAUCCACAAUAACAGCGGAGGAUGUGCAGAAUCUCAUAAAAAAGAAAGAUGAAAUCGAAGAACAAAUUAAGGCAUACUACGAUGUGCUUGAAGAUCAAGGCGUCGGCGCGGAGGGUCCUUUGGUUGAUAUAGAGGGCUUCCCGCGGGCAGACUUGGAUUUGUACCAGGUCAGAACAGCUAGGAACAGCAUUUCAUGCCUGCAGAACGACCACACGUCUCUGAUGCUGGAGAUCGAGGAGGCCCUACACCAGCUGCAUGCGCACGAGCGCGCGAAGAGGGAGCGUGACCAGCAGGAGGCGGUAGAGGAGGGCAUGGAGCAGGAGAGUCCGCUGCCUCCUGCCUUUGCACGAGUCGACCACGUGACGCAAGGCUCACCAGCCAGCCAAGCUGGAUUACGAGUUGAAGAUGAAAUCAUUGAAUUCGGCUCAGUCAACCCUGGAAACUUCCAGAACCUCCAGAACAUUGCCUCAGUGGUACAGCACAGUGAAGGGGCCCUUAGUGUUGCUGUGGUCAGGAAUGGACAGAGGGUCCAGAUGAACCUGGUGCCCCAGCGCUGGUCGGGCCGAGGGCUUCUGGGGUGCAACAUCCAGCCCCUUCACAGAUGACCAGGUGACGAGAUGACACAGGGUCACAGGGUCACAGGUGACAAGAUGACACAGGGUCACAGGGUCACACCUGAAACCUAACCACGACUUCAACAACCUCAGUUCAGUUGAAUCAUUGUGUACAUAAUUUCUUUCCAAGUAUUGUCAAAGUGUUGUCAUUUGCCCGGUUUUCCUUAGGCCUUCAUUCGCCUGAGUACCUAGAUUGGUAAUGGGUUUGCUGCGACUAAAUUGCAGAUUUUGUAAUAACGGUAAAGUUGGUGAAAUAAAAGGCUUUUCGUUCACAAA